GAGCCUGCGAGGGACCGUUCUUCUCAUCCUUCCGGUCUCCAGUUUGCGACCAGUAAAGCCACGCCACACACUUGUCACUCCAGAUCCUUCGCUCUGAUUUACUCCGGCUUCCACCGCACCCCCAGCAACUGCCUCUGAACCAGCCAUCCCCGUCCUUGCCUCCUCCUCCGUCUUCCCUCCCGUCUUCUCUCCAAGCUGGGCGCCGUCAUCCCAACCGGCCGGCUCUAAGCUUCUCUGCUCCCCUUCGUCUGUCUCCUGCCUCAAUCAGCCGCUUUUUGUUUUAGGUCAUGCCAGGAGGCGAGCAGGAAGCUAAGAACGCUGCUCAGGGUACAGAGGAAGGGGAAGUCUGCAUUACCGAAGCCCUGAUCACCAAGAGGAACCUGACCUUCCCUGAGGAUGAAGACCUGUCAGAAAAGAUCUUUUGUACUCUGGAUGAACUGGAGACUGUGCGCCUAGAUCGGGAAGGGAUUACUUCUAUCAGGAAUUUAGAGUGCCUCCGGAAUAUUCACAGCCUCUACCUGCAGUCGAAUAAGAUCCAGCGAAUUGAGAACUUGGCAUGCAUCACCUCUCUGCGCUUCCUGUCUCUGGCAGGAAACCAAAUCAGGCAGGUGGAAAACCUCCUUGACCUCCAGUACCUCCAGUUUCUGGACCUUUCUGACAACCUGAUAGACGUGCUAAAGCUAGAUGAGCUCCCCCAGAGCCUUCUCAUCCUCAACCUGUGUGGAAACGCCUGCACCAACCAAAAUGGCUACAGGAAGAUGGUGAUAGGGGCCCUGCCGCUGCUCUUGGACCUAGACAAGCAGCCUAUAUUGGAGCGCUGGACCUCAGAGGAUGACGAUGAUGAGGAAUCCUUGGAUGAGGAGGAGGAAUUUCCGGAGCUGAAGGGCCCGUUCUGCACAGAGCGAAGAUUCUUCAAGGACCUGGACCAGGAACUGCAGCAGCAUCAAGAGCGAAGGCAGCAGGCGGUCCUGGCAGAGCACUUGUCCAGGAUGGAGAUCCGGCCUGUCCUCACUGACCUGCCCCAGCUGCCUGCAGUGCCCAUGGCUGGGGACUGCAGCCCUGAUGUCGCCGCGCAGCCUGGGAAAGAGGCGGCCCCUCAGGCCACCUCCUCCACCCAGACCUCCUCUUCUACCAAGAAACCAGUUCCCAAGAGCCAGAAAAGCUCUGUCCCGGCAAGGAAGGGAGCUCCAGCAGCCACAGCCUCCAAGAUCUCUCCGGCGGCAGCCCCCAGCAUGACAAAAACUACAGCCAAAAGGAACACGAAGUAAUGCACAGCCCCUCACUUGGGGCAGGGGCCCCACCCCCCAAUAAAAUAUCUUUGGGCUUUGGAA
Molecule: messenger RNA, 1331 nt
Organism: Peromyscus maniculatus bairdii (prairie deer mouse)
Lineage: Eukaryota; Metazoa; Chordata; Mammalia; Rodentia; Cricetidae
Gene: Lrrc46
Product: leucine rich repeat containing 46
Molecular function (GO): protein binding
Source: RefSeq, a predicted model, not a curated record